This is a messenger RNA of Daphnia pulicaria, 4079 nucleotides long. RefSeq names its product transcription elongation regulator 1-like. Gene Ontology annotation, molecular function: RNA polymerase binding; transcription coregulator activity. Bases 117 to 3749 code for a protein of 1210 amino acids. Gene Ontology annotation, cellular component: nucleus. NCBI's taxonomy places the organism in Eukaryota, Metazoa, Arthropoda, Branchiopoda, Diplostraca, Daphniidae. The record is from RefSeq and is a predicted model, not a curated record. The transcript is spliced from 21 exons.
UAAUGGUCGUCAAAAAUGCUGUGACUCAAGCAAAUCUCACAUCGCCGGAAUAGAAAUUUUGUUUAAAUAAAAGUUGUUGACAAUAAUCAUUCUUUCUGGUAUCUGAAUUAUCUACAAUGGAUAGCGGGUCCGAAAACAACGAUUCAUUUUUCAUCGAGGGACCCUCUAACACUGGCCCUAAUGCAAAUGAGGAGAAUUUUGCCGAUGAUGGAGACUUUGGCCCACCCAUGUCUUAUCAACAACAGCAUUAUGGUGGACCUAGAGGCCCACCAGGAAUGGGGCCUAGACCGAUGGGCAUGAGACCUGGCAUGAGACCAUUUGGUGGAGGUGGUAUGGGCCCCCGUCCACCGUUUAUGCAGAGAGGACCACCAGGAGGACAUGGUGGAUUCCAUGGCCCCCCUCGUCCAGGUCCACCUGGUCAGCGUUUCCAAGGCCCACCACCAAGAGGUAUGGGCCCGAUGGGAGGCCCACGAGGGCCACCUCCAAAUAUGAUGCAAGGCUAUGGUGAUUAUCCUCGACAGAUGAGACCCCAUUUUUCACAGGAACAGAAUGGUGGUCGCAAUGGCGAUUCAAUGGAUGGCUCUGGCGGAUGGGAUAUGCAAGGUCCACCUAAUCAACCAAAUGGUGGUGGCAUGGGCUACAUGGGUGGCCCACCACAACAAGGACCACCUCCGAGUUAUGGUAAUGUACCACCUCCCCAUAAUCAACAUUAUGGAAAUAUGCCUCCUCAACAGCCUCCAGCACAUGGUUACGGUAACAGUGGUCAUCCUGGUUAUCCUGGAUCUGGGAUGCCUCCUGCACCUGGUGGAUACCAGCAACCACAUCAGUCUCAACCGCAAUCUCAUCUAGCUCCAGUUAGUGAAAUCGACGCAUCAACUGACGAAGUCUGGGUUGAAACGAAAGCAGGAGAUGGUAAAUCAUAUUAUUAUCAUGCUAAAUCAAGAGAGACUACUUGGACUAGACCCGAGGGGCCGAACGUAAAGGUUUUGACUCAGCAGCAGGUUGAAGCAAUGGCACAGUCUGCAGCAUCAAAGCCCCCAGAAAAUGGAGUGGCUAUGCCAACUGGACCAACUCAAGGUGGUAGCUAUGGACCUGGAGCUCAACAGCCAUUUUAUCCAGCACAUCAAGGUUGGAACAUGGGGGGUGCAGUAGCUCCAACACCUGCACCUGCAUUGUCGGCUGGACCUGUUCCAUAUCCCGUUAUGUUGGGAUCUGAUCCAGGGACUGAUCCCAUACUAUUGUCACAAGCAAUGGAAUGGUGCGAAUACCGUUCCCCAGAUGGCAAGCCUUAUUACUUUAAUGUAAAAUCAUCAUCGAGUGUAUGGGAAAAACCGCAGGCUUUGAAAGAUUAUGAAGUGGCUCGCCUUGCCGCAGCAGCCCGAGUUCAUGCCACUCCUUCUGUCCCAAUUGCCCAACCCGUUCAGCCCGCUUCAAUGCCAGAGGUUGCGAAAAAAGAGGAACCCAAAGUCUCCGAAUCUGAAAAGGCAGAACCAGCGAAAGAAACGAAGGAAAAAGAGGAAGUUAAAGUACCGAAAGACAAGAGUAGACCCGUUUCUAGCACUCCGGUGCCUGGAACUCCAUGGUGCGUUGUUUGGACUGGUGACGGAAGAGUAUUCUUUUUCAAUCCAAGUACCCGUUCUUCCGUCUGGGAGAAACCAGAAGAUUUGAAAAACCGACCUGACGUCGACAAGUUGAUAGCGAACGUCCCCGAUGACAGUCCUCAACAAGUUGAUAAGAAAGAUGAAAUUAAAGAAAUCAAGCCAGAUAAAAAGAAGAAAAGCGAAAGCGGAACCGAUGAACCUCCUCCAAAGAAAUCCAAAAUCAAUGACGAAGUCAUUGAAGAGGUUAGAAUCGAAGAACCCACCAAAGAUACUGCGAUGGAGGCUGAGGUGAAAGCUGCUCAACAGAGAGCUGUGAUUCCCCUCGAGGAUCGUGUUCAGCAGUUUAAAGCCAUGUUGGCAGAGAAAGAGGUUUCCGCUUUCUCAACAUGGGAAAAAGAAUUACACAAAAUCGUUUUCGAUUCCCGAUAUUUAUUGCUGACAUCCAAAGAAAGAAAAGACGUAUACGAGGACUUCGUCCGCGAGAGGGUUGAAGAGGAGCGCCGAGAGAAGCGAAAUCGGAUGAAGGAGAAAAAGGACGACUUCCGAAGGCUAAUGGAAGAUGCCAAACUUAACGGAAAGUCGACCUUCUCUGAUUUCAAUCAUCGAUACAGCAAAGACGAGCGAUUCCGCGGCGUGGAGAAGACGAGGGAGCGUGAGUCACUCUUCAAUGAAUUCAUCGUCGAGGUCCGCCGCAAAGAGAAAGAUGAACGGGACGCUCACCGUGAAAAGGCCAGAAAAGAGUUCGUCUCCUUCUUGCGGGAGCAACUGGGCGACCAACCGUCUGAGCGGUACUCGCGCUGGACCGAAGUGAAGCGAAAGCUGGAAGACACCAAAGAUAGUCGUUUACGGAAUGUCGACAGCAGUUUAAGGGAGGACUACUAUAGAGAAUGGAUCCGCACAGUGCGUGAAAAGAUGGAGAAAAAGGAGAAGGAAAGAGAAAAGAACAAAGAAUCCAAGAGCAGUAAGAGGGAUAAGGAUCGUGACGAGCGAAUCAAAGAAAGGAAGGAUAGCGAUCGAAGCCGGGACCGUAAAGACAAAGAAAAGGACAAGGACAAAGAAAAGGAUCGAUCUAAAGACAAGGAUAGAAAAGAAAAGGAUCGACGCAAAGACAAGAACAAGAGUAAAGAUGGUGAAAAAUCCAAAGACAAGUCAAAGAGCAAGGACAAGGAGAAAAAGCGUAAAGCCAAAACCGAUUCGGAAGAGGAAGAAGGGGAGACCCGUGACGAUGUCGAAAUGGAAGAUAACGGCGAUCACGAUAAAGUCGCUUCAUCCGACGAAGUCCACGCAGUGGAAGAUGACGACGAAGAUGUUGAACGCGAUCCAGCCGAUGGCGAAGCAGAACAAAAGGAAGAGUGUGAAGAUCCUGAAGCGGCUGCAGUAGCAGCUGCCGAGGAGGAGGAAGAAGAAGAGCGUGAAAAGCGUAAUCGGGAGAAAAAAGCCCGCGAAGAGGCUAGUCUGCGCGAAAGGGAGAAGGAAGUGCAACGAGCCUUGGCUCCCCAUUUGAGGGAUCGUGACAAGGAGCGUAUCGCACAUCAACAUGGCGAAGCUGUUUCUCAAUUCACAGCGCUCCUGACUGACUUGAUUCGCAAUCCUGACAUGUCGUGGAAAGAGGCGAAACGAACGUUGCGGAAAGAUUCCCGGUCGGAAGUGACUGAUAUCUUGUCAAAAGAGGAAAGAGAGAAAAUGUUCUCCGAGCACAUUGAAAAACUCACAUUCAAGAAGAGGGGGAAAUUUAGGGAGAUGCUGGAAGAAAUCGGUGAAUUGACUCUGACCACUGCAUGGAAAAAAGUGCGUGGUCUCAUCAAGGACGAUCCUCGAUAUGCCAAAUUCUCAUCUUCAGACAGAAAAUGUGAAAAAGAAUUCAAUGAAUUCAUGAAGGAUAAAAUGGUAGCCGCCAAGGCUGAUUUCCGUGAGCUCUUGAAGGAGAGCAAAUUCAUUUCGUACAAGUCAAUGAAGAGUGUCCGUGAGUCUGACCAAGCCCUCAAGGAUAUCGAGUCAACCCUGCGAAAAGAUAGGCGUUACCUUCAACUAGAAUGCGUCCGGCAUGAGAGAACAGAUCUGCUGAUGGCCCAUCUCGAAGAAUUAGAACGUAAAGGACCACCUCCGCCACCCACCGCCACGGAACCAGUUCGAAGGGAUAAGCAUUAGUUAAGUAAGCAAUUAAACAUGAGUAAAACGGAGAGAGAAAAGAGAGUGCAGGCAGUUUAAAAAUUUGUGGCAAUUGAUCUUUUUUUUGAAUUUUAGUUGGUGCAUCUAACAGGUUAUGUGUUUAACUGUAGCUUCUAUUUAGCCAAGUGAUUGUGUUUUCAAUAUUUUCCAUCCUUGACCUUAAUUAAGGGUACAUUUUUGAUGAAAAAGACGAAGCAAGUAAUUUUUUUUAAUUCUUUCAGAUUGAGUUUUUCUUUUCUCCUUUUUUUAGGAUGUCCUGACAUCCCUCACAACAAUGAUUAAUAAUAAUACACAAAAACCAAAACGUAA